UCCUCCGCCAGAAAAAAUGUGGAGAUAAAGGCCACAAUCCGGAGAAAUGUCCUUCCCUUUGACUUAGACCACCAAAAACUCCCCGAGGCAAUGAGGAAUUUCCUUGAUUUUCUCAAACGGAUGCUCCUCCCACUCACCAUCCUCGCCAUAGCUCACCUCUCCGCCAGCCAAGGGACCCAACCCCUGUCACAGCCCCAUGGCCUAGAGCACCUCCUCCCCCAGUUAUCUCGCCGGGGGAAGCAGCAAUUGGAUCUCCAAAAGGAAGAGUCAAGGGCAGAGUUCCGUGCAAUUAUUGCAUGGAUCCUCUGCUUCAUAGCUGCCUCUGUUUCGAGUGCAGGAGGGGUUGGUGGUGGCUCCCUCUACCUCCCCAUCCUGAACCUUGUGGCUGGCCUAGACCUCAAGUCAUCCACCAGCUACUCAGCCUUCAUGGUCACGGCAGGGUCAUUAUCCAAUGUGAUGUAUAAUAUCUUCUUCACAAGCCCUGGUUCUGGAGGCAAGUCCUUGAUCAACUAUGAGAUUUGUCUGCUCUCGGAGCCAUGCAUGCUCUUAGGGGUGAGUAUUGGGGUGGUUUGCAACCUUAUGUUCCCAGAGUGGCUAAUCACUGCCCUUUUUGCCGCCUUCCUUGCAAGCUCCACAUAUAAGACCUGCAGUGCUGGGUUCAAGUGCUGGAAAUUAGAGACAGAGGAGGUGAGGAGAGGUGAGGCUUUUAGGAUUGAGAGGGGUGGGAAUGAAGUGGAUGACAAGGGGAUGGAGGUGCCUCUCUUAGGUGGGGGAGAAGUGGGUGGGCUGAGAGUUCCUUGGAAGGAUCUGGUGGUCUUGCUCAUGGUCUGGUUCUGUUUCUUUGUGCUACAUGUCCUCCUAGGAGAUGAGGACGGGAAGGGUGUUACGAACAUAAAACCAUGUGGAGUUGCAUAUUGGCUCAUCACAUCAUCCCAAGUUCCUUUUGCCGUUGGUUUUACAGCAUAUAUUCUGUAUGACAAGAAAAAGAAAAGGUUACAACCUCAAAGUCAACAAGAAAUAGAUGGCAAGGACAUUGCAGUGGAAACCAAGAUUGAAGCCUUGCCCAUGUUUGUUUUUCCAUCAGCUGCCCUCUUCACAGGGGUUUUAGGUGGCCUUUUUGGCAUUGGUGGAGGAUUGCUCAUAAACCCUGUGCUUCUUCAGAUCGGAAUACCUCCCCAGAUUACGGCAGCAACAACCACUUUCAUUGUUCUGUUCUCAGCUUCGAUGUCCAUGGUUCAGUAUGUCAUCCUGGGCAUGAAGGGGAUCCCUCAAGCUUCAAUUUAUGCGGCGGUUUCUUUUGUGGCUUCGGCUAUUGGGUUGGCUAUCAUAGAGAAAGCCAUAGAAAAGUCAGGUAGGGUGUCUCUCAUUGUGUUUAUGGUUAGCAUGGUGAUGGCUCUAAGCACGGUUUCGAUCACUUGCUUUGGAGCAAUUGAUGUUUGGAGACAAUACACUACCGGGAGCUACAUGGGCUUCAAACCACCUUGUUAAGCUUUCUAUAAGCCUCUGCAUGUUAUAAGCAAAUGGUGUUCGGCUUCUUAAGAAGAGAGAGCUCCACAAGCGUAUAAUAGAGCCCAUUUGUCUCUAAUGUAGAAGAGGAAGAUGGACUUGUAAUCUGAUAUUAGUCCUCUGAAUUUGGGCCUUUGUGCCUCAUCUGUCCCUUAUCUGGAGAGAGCCGCUUGCUUAAUUUUAAUCUCUUUGAAACAAAGCAGUAUGAACGUUCCAUCCUCUCUGGAAAAAGAGGAAAAUAUUACCAAGAAAGAAAGAAAGAAAGAUAUUAACCUA
This is a messenger RNA of Phoenix dactylifera (date palm), 1782 nucleotides long. Its product is annotated as sulfite exporter TauE/SafE family protein 5-like. Gene Ontology annotation, biological process: protein ubiquitination. Gene Ontology annotation, cellular component: membrane; Cul4A-RING E3 ubiquitin ligase complex. Lineage: Eukaryota; Viridiplantae; Streptophyta; Magnoliopsida; Arecales; Arecaceae. The record is from RefSeq and is a predicted model, not a curated record.